Molecule: messenger RNA, 3425 nt
Organism: Vicia villosa (hairy vetch)
Lineage: Eukaryota; Viridiplantae; Streptophyta; Magnoliopsida; Fabales; Fabaceae
Product: U-box domain-containing protein 33
Exons: 9
Coding region: 513-3173 (886 amino acids)
Biological process (GO): protein phosphorylation; protein ubiquitination
Molecular function (GO): protein kinase activity; ubiquitin-protein transferase activity; ATP binding
Source: RefSeq, a predicted model, not a curated record
CAACACAACAUCUUUAUUAAUAUAGGUUGUUUCUUUUUCUACACUACAUUGAUUUAAGGUUAAGACAAGUUUCUUCUUUUCAAUUCAUUGAAACAAGUUUUGCUCUGUUUCUAUGAAUUAAGGGUACAACAAAUUUUCAUGCUUUUUCCUUUUUCCCACCACUCUCCACUAUUUUGAGUUGUUUACUACGAUUCAGUGAGUGAGGGUUAAGGGUUAAGGAUAAAGUUCAGUUUUUCUCUUGUUUUUUUGCUAUUGGGGGUUUCAAAGAUUCAAUCUUUUGGUGGACUUUCCGUGUUCUUUAGAAAAUUGUUGGUGGGUUUGUGAGUUUUUGAUGAUUAAGUUCUUGGGUUGAUAGCAAAUGGCCUAUUGAUUGUAAUUGAGAGAAAAAGUUAAGUUUUUUUUUUUGUCUGAAAGAGAGAGAAAGUUGAUUUGAGUUUCUGGGUAUGUUUUUGUUUCAUAUUGAUAUGAUAAUUGAGAAUUACAUGAUUCAAUAAUUUUGAAUCUCUCUUAUCAUGGCUGUGGUAACAACUCCUGUGCCAGCAACAAUACAAAGAACAGGUUCUAUGAGUUCGGUUCGCGAAGUCGGGGGAGAGAUUGAAGAGGAACCUAAUACAGCUGUGGUUGAUGAAGCAAUCUAUGUUGCUGUGUCAAAGGAUGUAAAAGAGAGUAAGGUGAAUCUGAUAUGGGCCAUUCAGAACUCUGGUGGAAAGAGGAUCUGUAUCCUCUUUGUUCAUGUGCCUGCAACAAUGAUCCCCUUGAUGGGUGCUAAGUUUCCUGCAAGUUCACUGAAAGAGCAAGAAGUGCGAGCAUACAGGGAAAUUGAAAGGCAAAACAUGCACAAGACUCUUGAUGAAUAUCUUCGAAUCUGUUAUCGGAUGGGGGUGCGAGCUGAAAAACUGCAUAUUGAAAUGGAUAACAUUGAAAGAGGAAUUAUAGAACUCAUCUCCCAAAAUGGAAUCCGAAAGCUUAUUAUGGGAGCAGCAUCUGAUAGGAAUUAUUCUAGGAGACUGAUGGACCUCAAAUCUAAGAAAGCCAUAUAUGUAUGUGAACAAGCUCCAGCUUCUUGCCAUAUUCAGUUUAUCUGCAAAGGUCACCUUAUACACACAAGGGAUCGCAGUUUAAAUGAACGAAGCUUAGAGGUUGCAUCUCCUUUGGUACAGCAAGUGCCAAACUCCGUGAGAUCUUUGAGAUCUCAAUCAAUUACACUAGGGCAAAUUCCUACGACAGAUUCCUUUGGUUCUAUUCAAGAGUUAUUUCGCAGAGUUAGGUCUGCCAAUGAUGGACAGAGAGGGAGCAUUACGACUGAUUCUUCUCCAAUUAACACCAUAGGGUUUUCAACUCCAUCUAAUAGGCGAGGCACAGACGGAAGUUCUGAUGAGUCCGAUAGGUUGUCAAGGAUGAGUCCUUCAGGUUUGUCGACAUGCUCUGAUAGUGCCGUUGAACCAACACUGACCCCAAUUUCGGUUCCCGAGAGCAGUGAGAAUACAUUAGAUUUGACUUUUAGUAGCCUGGUUAUAAAGGAGGAUCAUCAUCGUUUAUCGCCACCAAGUGUACUGCAGGAUGGUGGAGUAAACGAUACGGUAUAUGACCAACUUGAACAGGCUAUGUCUGAGGCUAACAAUGCUACUCGACAUGCAUAUCAAGAAACUUUUAGGCGCGGAAAAGCUGAAAAAGAUGCCAUUGAAGCUAUACGCAGGGCUAAAACAUCUGAAAGCUUAUAUACAGAGGAGUUGAAUCUGAGAAAAAUGGCGGAGGAAGAAUUAAAAAGGGAAAAAGAAGAACUUGAGAAAAUGACGAGCCAGAGAGACAAAGUUAAGGAAGAACUUCAACUUGCUGUGGAUUUGAAGUCAUCGCUAGAGAGUCAACUUGCGUCAUCUGAAGUUAUGAUACAGGAGUUGGAGAAGAAGAUUAUAUCUGCUGUGGAGCUGUUACAAAGCUACAGGAAUGAACGAGAUGAAUUGCAGAUACAGCGCGAUAAUGCAUUGAGAGAGGCUGAAGGUCUUAGGAAAAAACAAGGAGAGGGCUCGAGCACUCAUGCAUCUCAAUUGUUCUCGGAAUUCUCCUUUUCAGAAAUCGAAGAAGCAACGAGUAACUAUGAUCCAUCCCUAAAGAUCGGAGAAGGUGGAUAUGGAAAUAUAUAUAAAGGCGUCCUCCGUCACACCGAAGUCGCUAUAAAAAUUUUGCACGCCAAUAGCAUGCAAGGACCCUUGGAGUUUCAGCAGGAGGUGGAUGUAUUGAGUAAGCUAAGGCACCCCAAUCUGAUCACUCUUAUAGGAGCGUGCCCGGAAUCCUGGUCUCUCGUCUACGAGUAUUUACCAAACGGAAGUCUUGAAGACCGUCUUGCAUGCAAGGAUAACUCACAUCCAUUAUCAUGGCAAACACGGAUUCGCCUUGCUGCAGAGCUCUGCUCCGCUCUCAUCUUUCUUCAUUCGAGUAAACCCCAUAGCAUAGUGCAUGGUGACUUGAAACCCUCCAAUAUCAUCCUGGAUGCAAACCUUGUCAGUAAGCUUAGUGACUUUGGAAUCUGUCGCAUAUUAUCAAAUCUCGAGAAUUCUAGUAAUAACAAUACGCUGUUUUGGAAAACCGAUCCAAAGGGAACUUUUGUAUACAUGGAUCCUGAAUUCCUUGCUUCUGGCGAACUCACUCCAAAAUCCGAUGUUUAUUCAUUCGGAAUCAUAUUAUUGAGAUUGUUGACUGGAAGACCAGCCUUAGGAAUAACUAAGGAAGUGAAAUAUGCUCUCGAUACAGGAAAGUUAACAUCUUUAUUGGAUCCUUUGGCCGGAGAUUGGCCAUUUGUGCAGGCCGAGCAGUUGGCUCGGUUGGCUUUGCGGUGCUGUGAGAUGAGUCGGAAGAACCGGCCGGAGCUUCAUUCAGAUGUAUGGAGGAUACUUGAUUCAAUGAGAGCUUCUUCUGGAGGUACAAACUCCUUUGGUCUAAGCUCUGAAGGACCUCACCAACCUCCUUCAUAUUUUAUCUGUCCAAUCUUCCAGGAAGUAAUGCGAGAUCCACACGUAGCUGCAGAUGGUUUUACCUACGAAGCCGAGGCUAUCCGAGGAUGGCUCGACAGUGGUCACGACACUUCACCGAUGACAAACAGCACCCUUGGACAUCAGAGUCUUGUCCCCAACCGCGCUCUUCGCUCUGCGAUCCAGGAUUGGCUUCAAAGUCACUGAUCAAGCUUAUUACCAUCUUUCAUUAAACUGUAUAUCUACCUGUUUAUAACAUGUUUAGGAAAGAUACAUGCCAUUAUGUAUUUUUUUUUACAAACUUCUAGCACUUUUGUUUACUAUAGUUCUAUAUAAGUGGAGUCACAUUAUAUACCUAUCUGGUCUAAGGUCUUGUAUAGGUUAGAUAACCACGUGGUUAUCUGAAGUCAUUGUAUAAAUACAUAUAUAAACUAUAUCCAAACAGUAUUUUUUUUUGUG